This is a messenger RNA of Parascedosporium putredinis, 1506 nucleotides long. The record is from the annotation of a GenBank genome assembly. Lineage: Eukaryota; Fungi; Ascomycota; Sordariomycetes; Microascales; Microascaceae.
AUGGAGCAACCCGCAUACUCGUACAACCGCUUCCCGGGCCACGAUGAUUCAGAUGCGUACGAGCGACAUCAACCCCAUCCCAGCCUCAGCUCGCACCAGAGCUACCCGAGUCUGAAAAGGACGUUUUCGCAGACUGAGCAGCCACCGUAUCAGGACAUGGUCCAGGAAAUUAGGGAUGACAACUCCAAGCUGUCGGUCAACCACGACCACAAGCUCCUCUCCUUCAAGAGGACGCAGGACAAGAUGACCAUUGUGGAUCAACACGGCAGAAUCCAGCAGCUUGAGCUGUCUGCCCAACUCCACGGCAUGUUUUUCCUUUCUGAGAUGCCCUCGAGCAGCAGCGACGGAACUCUCCUCCAACCCGAACUCACCUGCUACCGCCGAAAUUUGUUCCAGAUCAGCGGCUCUCUAAUCACGCCUCGCGGCCAGCUUUCCGUUGUUAAUGAGGCCGGAGAAACUGUGCCUGUCAAUAACGUCGAAGUCACCAUCUCUGCCAUCGAAUCCGUCGAUGGAAACCCGGACGGUUCCGAGGCCGAUGGAGAGUACGCAGUAUACCCGAUUGGCUGGAGGCGGUUGCAAUUUAGAAUAGCAACGGCGAACAAUGGUAGGAGAAAGGAGCUGCAGCAACACUUUGUUCUCCAUCUGAAAGUGAUGGGAACUCUUUCAAACGGUAGUAAGGCUGUUCUGGCCGAGUCGACGACGGCCCCGAUUAUGCCGGGGAGCCAGAUGGGCAUGCGAUCCAACUCUUACCCUUCGUGGAACCCACCUGCCCAUAUGCCGCAGAUUCCGGUUUCCGGACCAAGCAACUACUCGUCGACCACGAUCGGAUCAGAGCCGUACGCCAAGGUCCCCUUGUCUGGCGGCAACAACUAUACGGCGGAGCCCCAGGAGAUGCCACUCCAGACGUCGAUGCCGUCUGUUCAGCUUUCGCUGGCCAGUAGCGAUUCGCAACCUGCGAUCCGAACCCAGUAUGCCUACGCUCCCUCAACCACGGCGCCACCUCCCCAACUGUCAAUCCCCUCCCAAGGAGGCGACAAUUCUUUGAGCGUACCGCGCUACGUAGAUAGCAACCCCCGGCCCUCCAAGUCUCCCCGUCACGCAAACCACGGAAGCGUUCACAGCGCGGGCUCCCUAUCGAACAAUGACAGUGCCGGCGAGUACCGCUACGCCAACUCAUAUCACGACGUGGCCCUCAACAACAGCAACACCAACUCUUCCGGUGAGAUGACGAGCUCGUACGCGACGGAACCGAAUCCGCCCCCACCCCGGGACUACUACCCUCCUUCCAACACGUGGACCAGCACCGCGGGAGGGCCGAACUCGACGGUUUCGUACACGACAGGCGAGGCAAGAACAUACACAUAUCCGGAACCCUAUAAGGGUGGAAACACAAGUGGUUCCGCGGCGCCACCGCCUCCACCAUCCCGCGUCAAUACGACGCCCGCAGCCACCAACGCGCCGGUAUAUGGGAGUGGCCUGAACCAUUACUCUUGGAGUACCAACUAA